CACGAUUGAAUCAUCCUGUAUACCGGAACUACGAUUACAUCGAAAACAUCAAGGAUCUCGCAAAUCCGAGUCCUUCUAACGCGUUGUCGUCGAAAAAUCCGAUUCUGGUUGCAGCCUGUAACACUUUCGGAAGAUGUGCAGGAAGUUCCCCGUCAUGUUGCUGACCGCGACCAUCCUAUUCCGUGUCGCUUGCGAAUUGUUCGAACCGAAUUACUCGGACAACUAUUCCAACUUAUAUCCUUUUGUAGAAAAGUGGGCCAUGACCAGUCACACGAAAAUGUUGACCGUGGUAUUCGAUGAUUACGAGUACCAUCGUACAUUUGAUGUUCCUCGUGGCAUUCUAGUCGGCUUAAACGUCUCCAUCAAACUAGUCAGCCUAAAACAUGUAAUAUCUUUGAAAUACAAGAACAUGAGACGCGAUUAUCAGACCAUAGAGACAGAAAGUUGCGUGCUGCUGUUGUUCUCGAACGUGGAUCAUCUCAGGGAUAUCCUUAGUUCUCCGCAUUUGAUGUCGUUCUGGCAUCCAGAAAAUUUCUAUAUUCUUCAAGAACAGAAUCUACAAUUCUCCAAUUCGUCGAUAUACGAGAGAUUUUGUAAGUGGGCGUUCGAGAGGCUUUGGAGGUUUAGAAGGGUUUAUAAGCUGCUUUUGUUCGCCGCUGGCAAAGUGAUUCGAUACGACCCUUUCGAUUACGCUGCUCGUCACCCUGGGUAUCACGUUAACGCCAGCUGCGAUUGGAACUGUGUUAAAUCGAACAAGGACAGUUUUCUGUUGAUCAACGGACCAAAUACCACCGAUAUAUCGGAUUUUUUCAUCAGGGAUAGAAAAGACUUUAAAUUAUCCCCGUUAAAAGUCUCCAUCUUCGAAACGAGCACGAUAUCUUUCCAGAACGGCCAAUUUUCUGGAUUAGACUUCAAAUAUCUCGAAGAAGUUUGUAAAAUGAUGAACGUGACGUUGGUUCUAAUUAGAUCGAAAGAUAGAUUCGGCUGGGAAGAGAACGGAGUAUUUUUUGGGACUAUUGGACAUUUGGUCUAUAAGUUUGCAGACGUAUCGUUCAAUCAUUUUUUCAUUAAAGACUAUUUCACCAGGGAGCUGGAGUUUACGACGCCGAUCACCAGCGACAAAUUAUGCGUGCUUGUUCCUAAAGCACCACCAGUCCCUGAUUAUCUUGUGAUCGUCAAGAUCUUCACUGGAGGAGUCUGGUUAUUAGUGUUCGCCACGCACUUCAUCAUCUCGAUGAUUUAUACAAUUUUGAAGAACGAAAGGUUCGAAGCUAUUCGACGAAGCGGAACAGUAUUUUUCUGCUGCGAAUAUCCGACUGACUUUUACUUCCUCGAGAAUCGAAACGGAGGCGUGGUCAAAAUCGCUCCAAAAUUUACGAAGGAGCGAUCGUAUGGCGAAGCACACGGAAUUUACCUAAUCAAGAAAACGCCAAAUAUUCGAUCGAUGAUAAAAACGAAGGAAGGCCGCUCGAAGCGAUUCAACGAAAUGUGUUUGUCUUUUGUCACGUGGCUGGGCAGAUAUUUAACAAAAGUCGUAUUUCAACUGAUGCAGCCCUUUGAUUUGGGCCAGACUUGGUUCCUCAAGAGGUUGUUGAUGAUGUGCAGUUUGUUUCUAAGUUUGAUCCUUAAUGGGAUUAUCACUUCCCAGCUUGCCUCUAGUUUCAGUAAAAGAAUGUAUUACGAGGACAUCAAUACUUUGGAGCAGCUGAAAGAAAGCGGUCUCACGAUUUUAACCGACACCAAAGAUGUUCUCGACGACGCGUUGACUGACUUUACAUCGCCAAUAAUCAAGCAACUAAACGAUAGAUUAGAAUACGCGAACAAAUCGGAAGUGUAUAGAAGAUUAUUUGAAGCGAAGAAUGCUGCUUAUCUUCAUCGACUCGAGACACUGCCAUUUAAAUACAGCGAGGAAGAAAUGGAAAGUCUACACGUCGUCAGCGAAUGUCCGAGGGAAUACAUUCUCGCCAAUAUAAUUACAAAAGGAUCUCCAUACGGUGGUCGUAUAAACAGCAUUCUCACCCGGUUAAACAACGGUGGUUUCUAUGGAAAGUGGUAUCAGAGCAUAUACCAGUUGCAGAAACGGCCGGCACUGGUGUUGAAUGGCUCGUCGAUGCAUAGGAAGAUCACGAUCCGGCAUUUAUUCAUCCCGUUUGGGAUACUGUACAUCGGACUGACCAUGAGCAUAAUCGUAUUUAUCUACGAGUAUCAGCAAAACAACGUCCGAUAAUUUGCACGUCCUUCGCUCGGAGAAAUGCGUCCGAAAUGGUUGUACCUGACUGGAAGUAAAAAGCGGCAACUGACGUGGAAAUCGUUCCGCCCUGUCCGCAUUCUGUUUUGCUCGAUGGUUAGAAUGAAACAAAUGGUGCGAAUGAAACGCGAAGAAUCCCGGCUGAAGGAGAUGUAUCAUCUUGUCUUUCCUUGUCUUCGAUAAGAAAGAACAUCCUUCUCAUUUACUUGACGCUUUGGCCAAUUUCUUACCGCUUAAAACGAUCGACGGGUUUACAUAUAUCAACAUCUACCUUUGUCAACUUUUGUCUUUUUUGCGCAGUGCAAAAAGAUACUUCAACGUUUUCGAUCUUAUCCAUUUUCCAAUGGAUUUUAACAAUUCAUUCAACAAUAGUUACCUUGUUUGAACAAUAGGAUUGUUGCAAAGAAUACGCAGGAGUCGAUAGAAACAGAAUUGUUUCUGUUUUUUUUUUUUUUUUUUUGUUCAUUCGUGCAUGAUUUUAUAUAGCGAAAUAUUUUCACGACUAGAAGUUUAUCUCUGGUUUUAUGAGACAACAAAAUUUUUGUCGUCAUAUCCAUAUUCGUCACAAGAUCAAAGGAACGUAGCGAGAAUUAUAUCGAACAUCGGUAUUGACAUUGACUGUCUGGCACUGGUUGUCCCAUUUUACUUCAAUUUCUACGCUACGCUUUCGGCAUUAUCUAUCCAUUUCCCGCUGUGAAGACGACUUUUCAAAAAAUUAAACGAACCACUCUGUUCCAUAGCUGCAAUCGAAUAGGCUUUAAUCUACUCGUAUCUCAAUGCUAUUUUGCGAAUAAUCUAUUCAAAAUUCUGAAAAUACCUUUUACAAAAAAAGAUAUCACUUUCGUAAUAUCUUGGUUUCUCAUCGCGGAACUUAACGCUGGACUUUGCUUACAGAUUGCGAAGCUGAAAGUUAUCUUACUUUAGAGUUACUCUAAUAGGUCCUUGGAAUAAUUUCCACGAACGAACUGUGAGUGACACGACACGAUGCAAGUUCGAGUAUAGGACGUGGAGAAUUAAGUUUUACGUAAUUAUGCAACGAACGAGUUUAAGGAAAAGUAAGCUCUUUGAAGGGAUAAGACACGCAUCUAAGUUGAUCACUCCCACACCGCGCUUAACUUCGUUCAAGUUCUUAGUAUGCUGAUCAGCGAACCGCGAGCAGCCCGAUCGUUAGAGUUUCAGGAGUCUUUUAGAAUUUUUUUACGUAGAAGCUAUACAAUUUUUCCGAUCGACAUUUUACAUAUAUAUUCUUUGAUGUUUCGGUAACCUGCACAAAUCUUUUAAAGAGAAAUAAUUAAAAUAGAGUGCACUUUCGAAUGCAGUCGAUAAUUAGAAAAAUCGAUUUUGUCAAAGAAAUACGAUAGAAUAUUCUGUUAAAGAUCAAGAUCUCUGGUAGGGAUUUUUGUCAUUCGAAAGAAUUAUCUUACAUAGAAUUCCCUUUGACGUUCUCUCGUUGUAAGUAUCUCCUUUGCGAAUAAAUUCUCUCGAUCGUUAAAAAUAUACUAAAUUCGGUCGUUUUCCCCCGUGACUCGUUCCACCUUCCUGAAAUUUUGAAAGAUGGAUGUUGAAGAGGAUAUUUUCCGAGUGUACAUAGAUAGCAGCAACAAACGAUAUAAAAUUUGAGUAUCAAAAAGACGAGAAUAUCUGCAACGUCGAUAAAUGUAUACGUAUAGAAGACUAAGAAGUGUAUCUAAGAAGUAUCUCUUAUUUUCGUGUAAUUACGUAUAUGUUAAUUGAUCUGUUUGUCCGCGUUCAAGCCGAUUUUUUUCUAUUUUCUAAUUUAACGUGGGAGGAUAUUGGCUAAGGAGAUCUCUCGGUAUAGUUCUUAAUCGUUGUUUCAACAAAGUAAAACGCUAUUCCUAUAUAAGAUAGGGACGUGCUUCGUACUCGCCGAACACAAUCACAAUUUCAAACCACGACACGCAAUCUUCUUCGACAUAAUGCCCACAUUGCCACGAUCUCGUGAAUAGUAAUUUCAGCAACCAUCUUAUCUGCGAUGAAACGCGGUCACACGGUAAUUUCCUGAUGCUCAAAGGAUUAUGUCUAAAAUUUACCAGAACGUGAUAAUAACGCAGUGUACAUUCGUUUGACGCCGUUCAAGCGUUAAUUUUCUCUUCUCGAAAGCAAAACAAUCGAUUUUGCGACGUAAUUGAGUCAGAUCGCACAAAAGUAUCCCUAUUCUAUCGACAGCAUCUCGUCGAUCAAUGUACGACACCCUCUUCAUCGUUUUACAAUUAUAGUCGCAUUUCAUAU
Molecule: messenger RNA, 4498 nt
Organism: Bombus pyrosoma
Lineage: Eukaryota; Metazoa; Arthropoda; Insecta; Hymenoptera; Apidae
Exons: 4
Coding region: 134-2227 (697 amino acids)
Source: RefSeq, a predicted model, not a curated record